AGCCUUCUGUCACCAGCACUUUCCCCCCCAUGUCAGGGUCUCGGUGGAGUCCUGGUGAAACAACACAUAAUUCGUGAUCCUGUCCGCCUUUGGAAUCUCCUAGGUAGCACUUACUGGUUUACUACUUCAAGCUGUCGGUGGAGUAACCAGAAGAAUGGAGGAUUCAAAAAGAAAUCUCCACAGGAGGAUGAUGAGGAUGAGAAACGCAGGAAGAAGGAAAAUCAGAUGCAUAUUGAACGUUUACGGGCACUCCUCAUCAUAACUUUCAUAGUGCUGUUGUUUCGAUUCAUGCUCAGCGAGAACAGAGAGGGGACCAACAUUUCCUGGAACUACUUUGUGAAUGAGAUGCUGGCAAAGGGGGAGGUCCAGAGAAUUGAAGUGGUGCCAGAGAGCGAUAUUGUGGAGGUUUAUUUGCACCCAGGAGGAACUCCACAUGGACAAGUUAAUGUUACCCUGUUGUACACAAUGCGGGUGGCAAACAUUGACAAAUUUGAAGAGAAGCUGAGAGCUGUGGAGGAUGAGCUGAAUAUUGAUGAGAGAGAGAGAAUCCCCGUUUCCUACAAGCAUCCUGGCUUUUAUGGAAAUGAUGUCAUCUCUCUGAUAGUGACACUUGUGGCUGUGUCCAUGCUGUGGAGCAUAUUCCGCCUCAUUAGGGUCGCUGGACGGGUAGGAGGAUUCAAUGCCUUUAACCAGUUGAAAAUGGCUCGUUUCACCAUUGUGGAUGGGAAGUCAGGGAAAGGGAUUGGCUUCAAGGAUGUGUCAGGAAUGCAUGAGGCAAAAAUGGAAGUCAAGGAAUUUGUGGACUAUUUAAAGAACCCUGAGCGCUACUUGCAGCUUGGGGCUAAAGUGCCCAAGGGGGCCUUGUUACUUGGACCACCAGGCUGUGGAAAGACAUUGCUGGCGAAGGCAGUGGCUACAGAAGCACAAGUGCCAUUUUUGGCCAUGGCAGGCUCUGAGUUUGUGGAGGUGAUAGGAGGUCUUGGAGCUGCCAGAGUCCGGAGCCUCUUCAGAGAAGCCCAGGCUCGAGCACCCUGCAUUGUGUACAUUGAUGAGAUUGAUGCUGUGGGCAAGAAGCGCUCAACCAAUAUAUCUGGGUUUGCCAAUGCUGAAGAGGAGCAGACCUUAAACCAGCUGCUGGUGGAAAUGGAUGGAAUGGGGACCACAGAUCAUGUCAUAGUGCUGGCUUCCACCAACCGUGCUGAUGUCUUGGAUAAUGCUUUGAUGAGACCUGGGAGGCUGGACAGGCACAUCUUCAUUGAUCUUCCAACACUCCAGGAGAGAAGAGAGAUCUUUGAGCAGCACCUGAAGGGCCUCAAGCUGAUCCAAGAUGCCAGCUUCUACUCACAACACCUUGCGGAACUGACUCCAGGCUUCAGUGGAGCUGACAUAGCGAAUAUAUGUAAUGAAGCUGCUCUUCAUGCUGCUAGAGAAGGUCACAAAUCCAUCGAUACUUUCAACUUUGAGUACGCUGUGGAAAGAGUCAUUGCAGGCACUGCCAAAAGAAGUCAAAUCCUGUCACCGGAAGAGAGGAAGGUUGUGGCGUUCCAUGAAUCAGGCCAUGCACUGGUUGGCUGGCUGCUGGAGCACACUGAGGCUGUGAUGAAGGUUUCGAUAGCCCCUCGGACAAAUGCCGCUCUUGGAUUUGCUCAGAUCCUUCCAAGAGAGCAGUACCUCUUCACCAAGGAACAGCUGAUGGAGAGAAUGUGUAUGGCACUGGGAGGGAGAGUGUCUGAGGCCAUCACCUUUAACAAAGUCACUACAGGAGCACAGGAUGACCUGAAGAAAGUGACCAAGAUAGCAUACUCUAUGGUGAAGCAGUACGGAAUGGUGCCCAGCAUUGGGCAGGUCUCCUUCCCAGACCUGGAUAGUGCACCUGGAAUUGGUCGGCGCCCUUUCAGCCAGGGACUUCAGCAGAUGAUGGACCAUGAAGCAAAAGUCCUGGUGGCUCAGGCUUACAGGCGCACAGAAAAGCUCUUACUGGAGAACAGGGACAAGCUACAAAUCCUGUCUAAUGCCCUCCUGGAGAAAGAAGUGAUAAAUUAUGAUGACAUUGAAGCUUUAAUUGGGCCUCCACCCUACGGGCCAAAGAAAAUGAUAGCUCCUCAGAGCUGGCUUCAAGCAGAGAGAGACAAGCAAGAUACAAGAGACGAAGAAAUGCCCCAGCAGCCACCAAACCAUGAGGAAGAGGAGGAACCACGUCUGAGACCAGUAUGAAGCCCACUCCUAAUGUGGAAUGGGAGGACUUGAGAGGCUUAUUUUGGACCCAGACCCGUUCCCUUUUCCAGAAUUAAAGAUACUGAAUAGGGAAUCUCUGUGCUGCUGUUAACCAAAAAUUGGCUAUGUUGGCUCUUUUAA
Nestor notabilis (Kea) is the source of this 2355-nucleotide messenger RNA. RefSeq names its product spastic paraplegia 7 (pure and complicated autosomal recessive) (gene SPG7). The annotation marks the transcript as partial. Gene Ontology annotation, biological process: mitochondrial protein processing; protein-containing complex assembly. The transcript has 16 exons. Lineage: Eukaryota; Metazoa; Chordata; Aves; Psittaciformes; Psittacidae. Gene Ontology annotation, molecular function: ATP binding; zinc ion binding; ATP-dependent peptidase activity. Gene Ontology annotation, cellular component: m-AAA complex; membrane. The record is from RefSeq and is a predicted model, not a curated record.